UCUGCUCCUCUCCGGGGCACCUUCUGUCUACAGGCACUGGAACUAGCGACAGUCUCCCUGUGCUGCCUGAUGUCAGAGCUGAGAAAGGUGUCAAGGAUAUAUAAGAGCCAGAAAGGAAGGGGGGAAAGGAUGCUCCAGAGCUAGAUGCAAGCGUGGAAUUGUUGCACGCACACUUCUUGCUAACCAAGAGGGCUCGCUGCCUUCUCCAGACAGAUCCUUGGCCACAAAAAGAAAGUUUGGCAGGAAAGAUGUGCAACCUAAAGCUGCCAGUUUUCUUCAUUGCACUUUCUGUCGCUCUGAGCUGUUUGGAAGCUACACCUAUUGAGAGAUUACUGUCUGUGGCUGAUGAUCUAUCUGAUGGUGCUUCCAAGAGACAAGGAUGGAUGUUGCCUGCAAUGUCACAGAAUACACUCUCAGGACUUAGUGAGGAAAUGCCAGAACAACCAGCAGCAAAGACAAAAAGGCACCAGGUGCAGAAGAGGAAAUGCAACACGGCCACGUGCGUGACCCAGCGCCUGGCCGAUUUCCUGGUGCGCUCCAGCGGCAGCGUGGGCGCCCUGUAUCCCCCCACCAACGUGGGCUCCAACACCUACGGCAAGAGGGACACGCCAGGGCUGCCAGGCUCGGAGCCCCACGGCCACGCGCGGCUCUAGGCCGCCGUGGAGAAGCUGUUUUUGAUGUCUCAGCAACCUCCUGGUGGUUUAUCACUUGUACAGUCUUAGCAGUGCCUUGUUUUCCCUGCGUGUGUGUGAUCUAUGUUCACUGUGCAUGUGCCAUGA
Passer montanus (Eurasian tree sparrow) is the source of this 779-nucleotide messenger RNA. It is a transcript of the gene IAPP, whose product is annotated as islet amyloid polypeptide. The record is from RefSeq and is a predicted model, not a curated record. The transcript has 4 exons. Bases 249 to 653 code for a protein of 134 amino acids. Gene Ontology annotation, molecular function: hormone activity. Lineage: Eukaryota; Metazoa; Chordata; Aves; Passeriformes; Passeridae. Gene Ontology annotation, cellular component: extracellular region.